AUGGACGGCAUCAUACACAGGGCGUAUUGGAUCGCUCUCUCAACGUUUGGUCACCGUUUUCGACUUGAUUACGCUCCUUCCAAACCUUCGAUCCCUCGUCGGCCGGACCUGGACCCUCUUUCCCAGCUUCCGAGCGUGGCUAUUGACUUUGACCGUGCCGCCAAGGCAACGAGGAAAGAGGAAAAAAACGACGAGCAACAACCGCGUCUGUUCGGCAGCUCGUGA
Podospora pseudopauciseta is the source of this 225-nucleotide messenger RNA. RefSeq lists its product as uncharacterized. The record is from RefSeq and is a predicted model, not a curated record. Bases 1 to 225 code for a protein of 74 amino acids. Lineage: Eukaryota; Fungi; Ascomycota; Sordariomycetes; Sordariales; Podosporaceae. The transcript is spliced from 3 exons.